Cicer arietinum (chickpea) is the source of this 2451-nucleotide messenger RNA. Its product is annotated as U-box domain-containing protein 19. Lineage: Eukaryota; Viridiplantae; Streptophyta; Magnoliopsida; Fabales; Fabaceae. The record is from RefSeq and is a predicted model, not a curated record. Gene Ontology annotation, biological process: protein ubiquitination. Gene Ontology annotation, molecular function: ubiquitin-protein transferase activity; protein binding.
CCUCCCCAUGAAAACUAAAAACAGCACACGUUCAUUACAAAGUUACAAAUACAAAAUCCAAACUCAAACCUUUUAAUUAAUUUUUUUGUCGUUUUAUACUUUCCAUGAUCCGAACAACAAACGGGUCGGGUCGUCGGAUAUUAACAUUUCCGGCGGUUCAUCCCUGCGUGAACAUUGCUCCUUCCACUCUUCUCUCUUCCCUCAUCACUCUCUCCGACAGAAUUGACAAUUUCAAACACAAAUUCUUCUCUUCCAACAAACGAAACGCGAAAAACGCUAUUCGUUUGAUCCAACUUUUCCAACCAUUCUUCCAUGAGAUCCAUGAAAAUCAUUCAAAUCUUCCUUCUCCGGCGACCCUUUGUUUUUCUGAGCUAUAUUUCACCUUCCAGAAGCUUCUUUUCUUGAUGGAAGAUUUGACUCACGAAGGUGCUCGGUUGCUUAUGUUGAUGGAGUCGGGUCGGGUUGCAACAAUGUUUCGGGUCUUGUUUAGAUCCGUUGCAACUGCACUUGAUGUUUUUCCUUUUGAUUCCGUUGAGGUGUCUGUGGAAGCUAAAGAAGAGGUUUUGUUGUUGAUGAAGCAAGCUAGGGAGGGAAGGUUUGAUUUUGAGGAUGAUGAUAAAGAUCUAGUGAUGUGUGUUAAGAAUGUCUUGAACCUGUUUGAGAAAAGGGUUGCUCCCAAUAAGUGUGAUUUGAAGAGGGUUCUUGAUUAUAUUGGGGUUUUGAAAUGGAGUGAGAGUAAUAAAGAGGUGAAAUUUUUGGAUUGUGAAAUUGGGUUUGAGUGGUUGAAUGAAGAAAAGAGAAAGGUGGGAUUUUUAAGUAGUUUAAUGGGUUUUAUGAGUUAUUGUAGAUGUGUGGUGAUGGAAGUUAUGAAUUGUGAAGAGGGUAAGGGAAAUAAGAAAAUUGAUACAAGAAGAGAAAAUGAGAUGAUUUUGAGUUGUGUCAAUUCAGAUGAUUUUCUAUGUCCAAUCACUUUGGAGUUGAUGAGUGAUCCUGUGACUAUAGAAACAGGUCACACUUAUGAUCGUUCUUCAAUUCUCAAAUGGUUCAGAAGUGGAAAUGCAAUAUGUCCAAAGACAGGUAAAAGUCUUGACAGCAUUGAAUUGGUACCAAAUUUGGUUUUAAAGAGGUUGAUUCACCAAUAUUGUAAUGUCAAAGGCAUUCCUUUUGCUGAUUCGGGUCGUCGGAAUCACGACAUUGCUAGGACGGUGCAGACAGGAAGUGAUGCGGCCGAGGGAGCCAUGAAGCUCUUGGCUGGUUUUCUUUGUGAAAGUCUUGAGAAUGGAAAUGUUGAACAUAAGAAUCAUGCUGCAUUUGAGAUAAGGGUUCUUACCAAAACAAGCAUUUUUAGUAGGUCUUGUUUGGUAGAAGCUGGUUCAGUUCCUCUUUUGUUGUUAUUGUUGGCAUCAAGUGAUUCAUCAGCACAAGAGAAUUCUAUUGCAGCCCUUUUAAACCUCUCAAAAUACUCCAAGAGUAGAAGUGAGAUGGUUGAAAAUUGGGGACUAGAAAUGAUUGUUGGAGUCUUAAACAAAGGGGUAACGAUUGAAGCUAAACAGCAUGCUGCAGCAGUGUUGUUUUACCUUGCUACAAAUGCUGAUCAUGGAAAUUUAAUAGGCCAAGAGCCAGAAGCAAUUCCUUCACUGAUCAAUCUCAUAAAAGACGGCACUGAUCGAAGCAUAAAGAAUGGUUUGGUUGCAAUUUUUGGCCUCCUUAGACACCAUGAAAAUCAGAAAAAGUUACUUGCUGCUGAAGCAAUUCCUUUGUUAGUUAACAUCUUAAAAGCAAGUGAAAAAGAAGACAUUAUCACUGACUCAUUAGCAAUUCUAGCAACUCUUGCAGAGAAAAGUGAUGGAACAAUGGAAAUCCUUCAGUUUGGAGCUUUACAUGUAGCUGUUGAAGUCAUGAGUUCUUCCACUACUUCAAGAUUCGGGAAAGAGCAUUGUGUUUCUUUGUUGCUUUCACUAUCAAUAAAUGGUGGAGAAAAUGUGGUUGGUCAUUUAGUGAAGCGUUCUUCACUUAUGGAAUCUUUAUAUUCACAACUAAGUGAAGGAACUUCUAGAGCAAGCAAAAAGGCAAGUGCUCUCAUAAAGGUCCUCCAUGAUUUUUAUGAAAGGAGAUCCUCCGGCUACAAGGCAUCAGUUAUUCCACGUGAACAAUCCAUUCAUGUAUGGUAAAUUAAACCCAGCAUAUUUUUUCCAACUGGGUAUUCUUUGACUUGUUUUUAGUGAUAUGUGAAUUGUAGAUAUAUAGUGUAUCGUAUACAUGUAUUUGACAUUUUGUUAUUUGUACUUGAUAUUAUUAGCUCAUGUUUUAAAGAGCUAAUAUAUUUUUAUCAGCUUCUGUUUUUAAGGAUGAAGCUUGUACAAAUUAUUGUAAUUCAUUUUUUUUUGUAUUUAAUCAAAUAAGAUUGUAUGAUCUCUGUUAAAUAUUAAUCAAGAACAACUUUAUUUUCCA